AGAAUUACAAUGUCCAUGGUGAGAAUACAUUGACAAAUCAAAUUACAUUUAUCUAUGGUCUAGGUAAAAAUGACAUAUAUAAAAAAGAAGUUUGAAAAGAAAAAAAUACCAUAACCUUUAAUAUAUUUUUUAUACAAACAGUUGUAAUAAAAUAUUUAAAAGUUUAUAUAAUAAAACUGAAGAAAUUUGUGCAAUGGAUAGAAAUAGAACCGUAUCUGUUGAUGAAUUUCCAACAAUAUGUAGAAUAUGUCUAUCAACCAGUGAUUUGUUACCGUUUAUUUCUAUCAAUAUCCGCAAAGUUUUUAACAAUAUUACGAAUAUAAAGGUUGUAGAAAACGAUCUAUUGCCAAAAAAUAUUUGCAAAAACUGUUUGAACCAAUUAGAAAAUAUAUCGCAAUUCAUAGAACAGUCUAUAGUCAAUCAUUCCCUUUUAAUUGGGGCAUUAGAUCAAGGUAAUGUUAAAUUAUCUGAAGAUUGGGCUAAAAUCGACUAUCACGUAAAAGAAGACGAAGAUCAAAAACCACUUACAGUAUUCGAAUGUGAUAUUUGUAAAGUGACAUUUACCAAUAAAAAAUUACUGAUCCAUCAUGUGAAACAGCACUUGAACCAAAAAGUUUCAGUAAACAUCAUUUCCAACAAGAAUUCGUGUGAUUUAAAAUGUGAAAUUUGUGGAAAAUUAUUUAGUACAAACAUUGCUUUACUCAAACACAACAAAAUGCAUAAAAGAAUAAAAGAAUUUCAAGUUAAAAGUGUUAAAUAUAAAUGUGAAGAAUGUGAUCGAGUUUUAAGUUCAAUAUAUGCUUUAGAAAGCCAUAAAAAAACACAUACUGGUGAAAGACCAUUUAAAUGCGAACACUGCGAAAAAGAUUUUCCUUACCUCGGAAGUCUCAUUAUCCACACAAGACUUCACACAGGAGAAACCCCGUAUAUUUGCUCGGUUUGUAAUAAAGGUUAUCGAAGUUCUACUAGUCUUAAAAAACAUAAAGAAAAACACGUCACAGAAGAGGAUAUCAUUAAUAACGAUGAAAAAAACUUGUCUGAUCGUUUGCAAAAGAUAAAAUGUUCAUUUUGUGAUAAAAUACUCAGUAAACAUGGUUAUGGAACUCAUUUGAGAACGCAUACAAAUAGUAAAAAAAUCUUUUGCUGCACCAUUUGCAACAAGAUGUUUCAAAAACAUUCUCAUUUACAGAGACACGUUAGAAUCCACACAGGUGAACGUCCAUUUGUUUGUAAAAUUUGCAACAAAGCUUUUGUUCAAAAUGGCGAUUUGAAACGACAUACGACAAUCCAUUGUGACCAAAGGGAAUUCCAAUGUCAAUAUUGUGGGAAACAAUUUUUCACGAAAUGUUCCCUUAGCACACAUAUUUUACACCAUUGCAAAAUUUCCAAAAAAAAAUCUCAAGGAGAUGAGAUGAAAAUCGAAAUUAAAUCUAAAGUAAACGAGAGACCUUUCUUAUGCACUAUAUGUGGGAAAUCGUUUACUGCGAAUAGCAGCUUGAAGGUCCACAAUAGAUUACAUACAGGGGAAAAUCCAUUUGUUUGUAAUAUUUGUAACAAGGCCUACAACAAUUCUAGUGCUUUGAAAAAACAUAUAAUGAGAUAUCAUACCCAAGAAAAACCCCACGUUUGUAUGGUUUGUCAAAAAGGUUUUCACGAUUCGGCAAGUUUGAAAAGGCAUGUCAAAUUAGUACAUUCGGUAUUAGAUAAUAUUAAAAAUAAUUUUGAAAACUACACUUCUAAAUGACGAUAUUUAUAAAUAAAUAACAAUUUUUUGCGUAUUUUUUUAUAUAUCUGUUAAUAAAAAUGGAUAAAACUCAUUAUAAUUCAUUUUCCUUAUACAAGGGGUGUUCAAAAAUAAACUAAAUUCAAUCUGGUGAUGACUAUGAAUCAAUUUCUUGUGAUAUCUCGGAAAUUCAAAAGUUUUUGGAAAAUACAGCGUGGAUAAGCAUCAUUGAGGCUUUAAUUGAUGAUAUUUGAUAAAUUAAAAGAUUAAAAAAGGGGAUCAAUCAUCAAAACUUGAAGAAAAACAGCAUCAACUGGUAAAAAAAAAUCGAUUAGAAACUACAUAGAGUGGAAAAAUCUAUUAGUUUGUAAUUUUUUGUGUUUUUUUUAUAUAUCUGUUAAUAAAAAUGGAUAAAACUCGUUAUAAUUAAUUUUCCUUAUACGAGAGGUGUUCAAAAAUCAACUAAAUUCAACCUGGUGAUGACUAUGAAUCAAUUUCUUGAGAUAUCUCAGCAAUUCAAAAGAAGUUUUUGGAAAAUAGAGAGAGGAUAAACAUCAUUGAGGCUUUGAUUGAUGAUAUUUAAUAAAUUAAAAGAUUAAAAAAGGGGAUCAACCAUCAAAACUUGAAGAAAAACAGCAUUAACAGGUAAAAAAGAUCAAUUAGAAACUACAUAGAGUGGAAAAAUCUAUUAGUUUGUAACUUUUUGUGUAUUUUUUAUAU
Diorhabda sublineata is the source of this 2443-nucleotide messenger RNA. RefSeq names its product gastrula zinc finger protein XlCGF26.1-like. Gene Ontology annotation, molecular function: DNA-binding transcription factor activity, RNA polymerase II-specific; zinc ion binding; RNA polymerase II transcription regulatory region sequence-specific DNA binding. The transcript has 5 exons. Gene Ontology annotation, cellular component: nucleus. NCBI's taxonomy places the organism in Eukaryota, Metazoa, Arthropoda, Insecta, Coleoptera, Chrysomelidae. Gene Ontology annotation, biological process: regulation of transcription by RNA polymerase II. The record is from RefSeq and is a predicted model, not a curated record. The coding region runs from base 194 to 1744 and encodes 516 amino acids.